AUGAUUCCUGAGGGAACUACAAGAAGAAUUGCAAGAGGAAUAACAAGAAUUAUAAGAACUAUAAGAAGAACUAUAAGAACUAUAAGAAGAACUAUAAGAAGAACUAUUAGAAGAACUAUAAGAAUAACUAUAAGAAGAACUAUACGAAGAACUAUACGAAGAACUAUAAGAAGAACUAUAAAAAGAACUAUAAGAAGAGCUAUAAGAAGAACUAUAAGAAGAACUAUAAGAAGAACUAUAAGAAGAACUAUAAGAAGAACUAUAAGAAGAACCAUAAGAAGAACCAUAAGAACUAUAAGAAGAACUAUAAGAAGAACUAUAAGAAGAAAUAUAAGAAGAACUAUAAGAAGAACUAUAAGAAGAACUAUAAGAAGAACUAUAAGAAGAACUAUAAGAAGAACUAUAAGAAGAACUAUAAGAAGAACUAUAAGAAGAACUAUAAGAAGAACUAUAAGAAGAACUAUAAGAAGAACUAUAAGAAGAACUAUAAGAAGAACUAUAAGAAGAACUAUAAGAAGAACUAUAAGAAGAACUAUAAGAAGAACUAUAAGAAGAACUAUAAGAAGAACUAUAAGAAGAACUAUAAGAAGAACUAUAAGAAGAACUAUAAGAAGAACUAUAAGAAGAACUAUAAGAAGAACUAUAAGAAGAACUAUAAGAAGAACUAUAAGAAGAACUAUAAGAAGAACUAUAAGAAGAACUAUAAGAAGAACUAUAAGAAGAACUAUAAGAAGAACUAUAAGAAGAACUAUAAGAAGAACUAUAAGAAGAACUAUAAGAAGAACUAUAAGAAGAACUAUAAGAAGAACUAUAAGAAGAACUAUAAGAAGAACUAUAAGAAGAACUAUAAGAAGAACUAUAAGAAGAACUAUAAGAAGAACUAUACGAAGAGCUACGAGAAUAAUUACAAAAAAGACAGCAAGUUUAAUGUUAUCGACACUCAGUGAAGGUUUAUCCCUAUAA
This is a messenger RNA of Psylliodes chrysocephalus, 963 nucleotides long. Lineage: Eukaryota; Metazoa; Arthropoda; Insecta; Coleoptera; Chrysomelidae. The record is from the annotation of a GenBank genome assembly.